Molecule: messenger RNA, 3406 nt
Organism: Myotis davidii
Lineage: Eukaryota; Metazoa; Chordata; Mammalia; Chiroptera; Vespertilionidae
Gene: NR1H3
Product: nuclear receptor subfamily 1 group H member 3
Exons: 11
Coding region: 1703-3046 (447 amino acids)
Biological process (GO): negative regulation of transcription by RNA polymerase II; negative regulation of inflammatory response; cell differentiation
Molecular function (GO): nuclear receptor activity; RNA polymerase II cis-regulatory region sequence-specific DNA binding; zinc ion binding
Source: RefSeq, a predicted model, not a curated record
CCCCUGUCCUAUGCUUUAAUGGGGAGCCCAUGGGAACUGGAGUUCACAGCAAAACAGGAAGAGCCUGUGAGCAGGAAGCUGGGAGUGGGGCAGGGGGUGAUCAGCCAGCAGUAACCUCAACUCCUCCCCUGCCACAUCUGGACUGAAGCAUCCCCAGAGCUCUCUGCCUCUUCUACUGCUGUCCUCCCCCCCUCCCCCCCAGCUUCUUCCAUCUCGACAUUUCACUGAUCCAGCAGACCUGAAAGGCAACAAGACUCUCCUGGACUCUGAGGCAGGAGAAAGAAAGAGUACAGAGACUGGAGUGAGGACAUCUGGGUUUUGAGCUCAGCUUGGCCACUGUGUGUGGUCUUCGAGACGCCUCUCCCGUGAGCUUAGUAUUCUUUGUAAAGUGGAGCUUGUGUUAUGUACCCUCCUUCCCGGGGCUGCUCUAAGGACCAAAAGAGCGAGUGCAGGGUUUGUGUAUGGAAACAAGCACUGGAAGGUUAACGGUGUGCAGAUGCACGGUGUUGGGAAGUCCCCAUGGCUGAAAGAUUGGAAAUUUAAUAACUGCUGCCAUCUCUUGAACACACUAUGGGCUACACAUUGUGCUCUGACAUAUUGUUUAGUUCUCAUGACAACCUUAGGUGGCAAAAACCAUUAUUAUUAUCCUGAUUUUUAAGAUAGGGAAAUAGAGGGUCAGAGAUAUUAAGAAACUUGCUUAAUCAAGAUCACACAGCUAAUAAAAGGCCAUGCCAGAAUUUGAACCCAAAUUCUAAGUCUAAGGCCAAAAAACUAAAUAUGCUGAAAUGAAAUGGACUAGAGUUAACAAGUAUAAAAUAGAAGGGGGGUCAUAUAUUUUUUUCUUGAUUGCUUAUUCAUUUAAUGAACAGGAAUACAGUACCUACUCUGUUGCCUAAACUAUGUCAGGCCCUGAUCCAGGGCUACAAGGGAGAUAAGAUCAAUUAAACAUGGUGUCUACAUUCAGGAAUGGAUCUCAUAUUCCAGGCAACAGGGCAGGAAGGCUUAAUAGCGGCUGGGCAGAGCCUGUCAGCAUUUCAUAUGGAACUGUUCCCCAGAUGAGGGAACUUGCAUACCUUCCCAGAUCCAUACUGGGCUAGCACCUGGGUCACCUGCCAUCUCUCUACCCCCACCCUGGCACCGGCCAUUGCUCCCCUCUCUCUCUUCUGGCCUCUCCCCUGCUGGUAGCCCUCACGGGGGGGCCCAAUCAGAGAUUUACAGGAAAGCCCAGCACCUGCCUCUCCACCCAUGGAGUUCUACCAGCUUGGCUGAGGCUGGGCCGGUGGGGAGAGUUUCUUGGCCCCUUCCCAGAGGCAGGGGAGGAGGAGGGAGGCUGGGAAAGCAGGCUGGGGCUCCGUGUUGCAAUUCCAGGCUGUGCUGGGACCUUUGCUCCACGAAAUGUCUAUGGAGGGGAGGGGACACCAACUCUGGAGGCUGCCGGGAUUGGGGUGGGGGUGCCUGGGAGGCAGUCCUGUAAGCGCAGCCUGGUCCCUCCCCUCAGGUUUUCCCCAUAUUACUUCCCUGGGGCUCCGGGCCCCUGUCUAGCUCAGCUACGGCUUCAGCCACCGCGGAGGCCUCUGGACAGAGCUUGCACCGUCCUCCUCUCUCAGCAAGGGGGCUCCAGAGACUGCCCCAGCCAGGAAGUCUGACGGCCCAGGCAUUCGGACAGUCCCUUGGUAAUGUCCAGGGCUCCAGAAAGAAAGAAAUGUCCUUGUGGCUGGAGGCCCCCGUGCCUAAUGUUUCUCCUGACUCUGCAGUGGAGCUGUGGGAACCAGAUGCACAAGAUGCAAACAGCCGGGCGCUGAGAGGCAGCAACUGCAUCCUCAGGGAGGAAGCCAGCAUGCCCCAAUCAGCGGGGGUCACUUCGGGGGCAGGGUUGGAGGUGGCAGAUCCCACAGCCCUGCUCCCAGGUGUGGAAGUCCUUCCAGAGUCUACAGAGCUCCGUCCACAAAAGCGGAAAAAGGGGCCAGCCCCCAAAAUGCUGGGGAAUGAGCUGUGCAGUGUGUGUGGGGACAAGGCCUCUGGCUUCCACUACAACGUGCUGAGCUGUGAGGGCUGCAAGGGAUUCUUCCGCCGCAGUGUCAUCAAAGGGGCGCGCUACCUCUGCCACAGCGGGGGCCACUGCCCCAUGGACACCUAUAUGCGUCGCAAGUGCCAGGAGUGUCGCCUUCGCAAAUGCCGCCAAGCUGGCAUGCGGGAGGAGUGUGUCCUGUCAGAAGAACAGAUUCGACUGAAGAAACUGAAGCGGCAAGAGGAGGAACAGGCUCAGGCCACAUCCGUGCCCCCAAGAGCAUCCUCACCUCCCCAAGUCCUGCCCCAACUCAGCCCAGAGCAACUGGGUAUGAUUGAGAAGCUAGUGGCUGCCCAGCAACAGUGUAACAGACGCUCCUUUUCUGACCAGCUUCGCGUCACGCCUUGGCCCAUGGCACCAGAUCCCCAGAGCUGGGAGGCCCGUCAGCAGCGCUUUGCCCACUUCACUGAGCUGGCCAUCGUCUCUGUGCAGGAGAUCGUUGAUUUUGCCAAACAGCUGCCCGGCUUCUUGCAGCUCAGCCGGGAGGACCAGAUCGCCCUGCUGAAGACCUCCACUAUUGAGGUGAUGCUUCUGGAGACAUCUCGGAGGUACAACCCUGAGAGUGAGAGUAUCACCUUCCUCAAGGAUUUCAGUUAUAACCGGGAAGACUUUGCUAAAGCAGGACUGCAAGUGGAGUUCAUCAACCCCAUCUUCGAGUUUUCCAGAGCCAUGAAUGAGUUGCAGCUCAAUGAUGCCGAGUUUGCCUUGCUCAUUGCCAUCAGCAUCUUUUCUGCAGACCGGCCCAACGUGCAGGAUCAGCUCCAGGUAGAGAGGCUGCAACACACAUAUGUGGAGGCCCUGCAUGCCUAUGUCUCCAUCCACCACCCCCAUGACCCACUAAUGUUCCCACGGAUGCUAAUGAAGCUGGUGAGCCUCCGGACACUGAGCAGCGUCCACUCAGAGCAAGUGUUUGCGCUGCGCCUGCAGGACAAAAAGCUUCCCCCGCUGCUCUCUGAGAUCUGGGAUGUGCACGAAUGACUGUCCUCGGCUGGCUGAGGCCUGGCUGGCUGAGGUCCCGCUGGCGGCCUCCUUAGAGGUAGAACAGACUGAGAAGGGCAAACAUUCCGGGGCGCUGUGCAAAAGAGAUCCUCACGUGGCAUUAAAGGAGAGUAACGGGUUCGGAGUUUUGUGACUGCUGGGCACUGAGGGUCCUGCCAAAGCUGUGCUCCAUUUGAACACUGUACUGACCUGAUCAAAAGGAUGAACCUGGGGGCCACUUUGCACAAGGUUCUCCAGGCCCUGCCUCCACCACUUCCUGUUUUCCCCACAGGGCCCCUAGAGAAAUUCUCACUGUCAUGCUGCGGCUUAACCAUAAAUGCCUCCGGGCUGCCUCCCUGA